Parnassius apollo (apollo) is the source of this 954-nucleotide messenger RNA. NCBI's taxonomy places the organism in Eukaryota, Metazoa, Arthropoda, Insecta, Lepidoptera, Papilionidae. The record is from the annotation of a GenBank genome assembly.
AUGCGUCAAGAAAUCGGCGCAAUAGAACCAAGCUUAGCAGCGUGUGGCGCGGAACACAAGGCUGCGUUUCUUGAACAUUGCGUGCAACUCGAUGGAAGACAUUGGGAUGAUAUCACAUUAGUUGACCUUAAUUUGGAACAAAGGAAUGUCAUUCAACAUAUUGCGGGUCCAUCAACUACUAAACGACCACUGUCUGAAAAUAUUCAGAAGACUAUAACUGUUCCAAAUGUAUUUGAGCCAGUUGCGGGUCCGUCAAAAUGUAUACAACCCUUGUGUGAGAAUGUGCAUUACAAGACCAUUCCUGACAAAACUAGUGCUAUUCCUCAAGUAACUGAGAAUAUCAACCCUGUUGCUGCUGCAAAUCCAUCCACGAAAAACAAAAAAGAUAAAGAUAUGUUGAUAAAAAUGAAAUAUCAUCUGAGAAAAAUUAACAGGCUUCAAAAAACUGUAAAGCAUCUAAAGAAUGAAGCAUUUCUCAAAGACAAUCAAGCAGAGGACAGAAUAGGUCAAACGGAACACGCGAUACUAUCUCCUUUACCUUUUAAUUGUUCAGAUGACAGCGUUAAGGACCCAAAUUACGUAAAUACUGAUGACUAUUAUUCCGAUUCUGACCAUAGUGACUUAAAUAGUAAGAAACGCGCAAUGCGAUUUAAAAGAAAUAAGUUUGCUGAAAACAUUGAUCCCAUGAUUUCAGUUGCGACUAAAAAUUCAAGUUCAAGUCAAAUUAGUACGCCCAAUUCUCACCGAAAAAUUGAUUAUUCAAACAAGCCCAAACCAGGUCCUUCAAAAAUAUCGUAUAUGCCACCGAGUAGUUCAUCUAGUUCAAGCUCUUCUUCGGGCCCUUCUGACAGUUCAUCAUCGUCUAGCGAUUCUUCAGACACGGAAGAGGAUGCAAAAAGAGUUAAUGAACAAGUUACAGAACCAGAUACAGAAAAAAAAUACAGAAAUGGAUAG